CACAAGACUACACGAAAAUGUGAUGACGUCAUAUAGAUUCUAUUACGUCAUAACAUCAACAAUGGAGGCAUCUUGAAAAUAAUAGGAAUUCUAGAAGAAAAUGCAAAGACGAUGUGAUGCUCCUGAACUCAUUCAUGACUUUACUUAUAAUCAUAGGACGAUGUGAAGCACGGAGUAUAACAUUUGUGGUAAAGCACGAGGAGUUCUUUGCAGUUGAUGAUGAUAAAGAGCAGGGUCAUAUACCUUUGUCGGAGACACACGAGAGAUUAUUUGAGUUGACAGACACUAGCAACAAUGCUGACAAUAAUCAGGACAGUGGAACUGCCGACAGCAAAGCUACGGUUGGUGCUAAUAAAGCACACGAUUUGCACGAAAAUCCCGUGCAUGAUUAUUUAGACAAAGAAAAUGAAAAUUACAGCGAAAAUGACGCUGACGAAGAUGAUGUUUAUAGUACAUCACUUGAAGACUUUCAUGAUAUUGAUGACCAUUCACGCUAUAAUGACGUCACUGAUAGUGAACAUAAUAUUGAGAGCGUUUCCGGUUUGCAAAAAAUUUUCAGGAAAAAGAGGUCAGCGCGUGAGCAAUGGAGGAAUUCUCUUCCCGGUGCAAAGCCGGGAAAAUCUGAUGAAGAAGAGCCAGACAUUUGGGAGGAAGUGAGUGACGACGAAAUUCGAAGAGCACAACUCAACACGUACAAACAGGCGGCUGAAUACGCAGGAUGGACUUUACUCUCCGUCGCCUUCUUUGUCUUUGUUGGAAUCUGUUUCCUCCGAGAUCCAGUGGCUUGCAUAUUUGCUUUUGGAACAGGUUGCCCAUGUUGUCUCAUUUGCUGUCCAUGUAUUCGGGCGUUCACUGACAAAUACCUCGAUUCCAAGAAGAUCGUGCGCGAGCAGACGAACAAAUAUAUGCCAGGUAUAAUUGUUAACGAUGAUGGCACUAUUGAUCAUUAUGAUCCGACACCGGAUGAACUGGACGCUCUUGUUGAACUCAUGAGUGAAUUCGAAGAAUAAUCGAACACAUAUAUUGAAGGCACGCUUGAUUAUGAUGAAACAAUACUUACGAAGCGCAUCGCUCUGAGAGAACUCCAGGAAUAAUCAAGAACAAUCGCAUACACGCAUCUAUUGCACACUUGAUUAUUUUUGGUCCGACACGGAACUUUAUUCUCUUGUAGGACAUUGCUAAUCGGAAUAAUCAAACAAAUAUUGACUUCUAGUCUGUGAUAUCUCGGCUAUAUAAAAUAUGUUUAAUUUUUUUUAAGAGAGUUUGUUGUGUGG
This is a messenger RNA of Ruditapes philippinarum (Manila clam), 1274 nucleotides long. RefSeq lists its product as uncharacterized. The record is from RefSeq and is a predicted model, not a curated record. The coding region runs from base 117 to 1010 and encodes 297 amino acids. NCBI's taxonomy places the organism in Eukaryota, Metazoa, Mollusca, Bivalvia, Venerida, Veneridae. The transcript is spliced from 6 exons.